Molecule: messenger RNA, 856 nt
Organism: Tachysurus vachellii
Lineage: Eukaryota; Metazoa; Chordata; Actinopteri; Siluriformes; Bagridae
Gene: pde6ga
Product: phosphodiesterase 6G, cGMP-specific, rod, gamma, paralog a
Exons: 3
Coding region: 8-307 (99 amino acids)
Biological process (GO): positive regulation of G protein-coupled receptor signaling pathway; visual perception; positive regulation of epidermal growth factor receptor signaling pathway
Cellular component (GO): photoreceptor outer segment membrane
Molecular function (GO): 3',5'-cyclic-nucleotide phosphodiesterase activity; cGMP binding
Source: RefSeq, a predicted model, not a curated record
UUCAUCCAUGAGUCUACAAACAGAGCCUGGAUUCAUGAACGUGGAGAUGCCCAAGUCUGAACACAAAGCUGGCAGUAAGAUGGCAACUCGAGCCACAGGGCCUGGAUCUCCACACAAGGGUCCACCGCGUUUCAAACAGAGAUCCACUAGACAGUUCAAAAGCAAACCACCCAAGAGAGGAGUCAUCGGGUUUGGUGAAGAAAUUCCUGGAAUGGAAGGCUUGGGAACUGAUAUCACUGUGAUCUGCCCCUGGGAAGCAUUCAGUCAUCUGGAACUGCAUGAAUUAUCUCAGUAUGGCAUCAUCUGAGAAAAAAACCCUGCCUGUGCUACGUAGAGUUCCAGCGGUAUCUAACAGUAAUCAGAUGAUUUCUACAUGACCUGUUUACCUGUUCAUAACGUAGACAAUGAAAAGGGUAACAAUGGGUAAAAUAUAAGUCGGAGAGUAAUAAGCAUUAAAUAAAUAAGUUAUUAUAAUAUAAUAAGUAGAAUAUGUUUAUUUUUUUUGGUACAGAUUUCUUCAGGACGCCUGAGAUAGGCACGGGCUCCCCGUGACCCGAGGUAGUUCGGAUAAGCGGUAGAAAAUGAGUGAGUGAGAGAGAGAUUUCUUCAGGUACAUAUUCACAUGUUUUUUUGACUACUAUUGAGAUUCUGAACACAAGAAAAUACUUGUAAUGGAAAUGUUUCUGGUCAUGAACAUGUUUGAUGUUUUAAACAAAGAUUUCUUUGUGUUUUACAAUCAUAGUGUGACUCUCAUGUGCCACAAAAGAGCAGCUCUGUCAGUAGUGGAAAUUGUUCAUUUUUUUUUAAAUGUACAGUCCUGAUUGAAUUUGAUUGAGCAGAAAUAAUUUUGCGUAGA